This is a messenger RNA of Lentinula edodes (shiitake mushroom), 729 nucleotides long. RefSeq lists its product as uncharacterized. The record is from RefSeq and is a predicted model, not a curated record. The transcript is spliced from 2 exons. Lineage: Eukaryota; Fungi; Basidiomycota; Agaricomycetes; Agaricales; Omphalotaceae. The coding region runs from base 1 to 729 and encodes 242 amino acids.
AUGGCCACUGGUACUCCGUUAUUGUCAUUGCGUUCGAUUUUCCUUCUCCUCCUCCUUGUUGUCUUCCAUGUCCACGUCAUGGGCAGCCCUCUGCUUCCCCGCGCCUCGGAGAAGUCUAAACCAAACCGAAAACUGAAGUUGGAUAGUAAUCGGGUAGUCCAGAUCACCCUCACGCGUACGCGGCAAAUCGAAAGUGGGGUCACAGGCGCCAUUAGACAAAAUCGAAUGGUGCUAAAUACCGAGAAGGAUGACUUCGCAGAUGAGUGGAAAAUCUUACCUGGCAAAAGAGUUGGUUUUGGGGCAGUACGAGACUCUGCCGAAGUCCCAUUUACUUCAUCAAAUUGGCCCUGGAGAUCUCAUCGAUUUUCUGAACUACGAAAAUGCAAAAAUGAUCCGACCGAAGUCUGGGAGAAGCUGGCGGAGGUCCCUUUGAAGACAUGGAACCCAUUGAACAAAACAGAGUUGUUUGAGCACUUUGAAAAUAGAAUCCCGGUUGAAGGGCGAUUUCGUUAUCCCGAUGCAAUUAUGCAACACCUCUGGCAGAUAAAGAUCAUUCAAGAUUCCGAUAUUCAAAAGUGGAACCAGCGGGUUGGGGAGAUGCUGCAGAUGGAGAUGUCAGAGGUCUAUGUGAAGAAAAUGAAGGAGAUCAAAGACGAGGCAGAGAAGAGACAGAAGUCGAGGUUGGCAGAGGAACCCAGUCAAAAUUCCUUGGAUACAUUCGGCCUCUGA